This is a messenger RNA of Colletotrichum destructivum, 537 nucleotides long. RefSeq lists its product as uncharacterized. The transcript is spliced from 2 exons. The coding region runs from base 1 to 537 and encodes 178 amino acids. NCBI's taxonomy places the organism in Eukaryota, Fungi, Ascomycota, Sordariomycetes, Glomerellales, Glomerellaceae. The record is from RefSeq and is a predicted model, not a curated record.
AUGCUUUCCUGGAGAGGUGCACAGGGGAAGCGUUGUGACAAGAAUAGAGAAAUUCGCAUAGCAGUGGCAGACUUUGUAUGUUUUGCUACAUGCCAAUUUUCCGUUUCCCAACACAACACAGGCAUCGGAACUGACAAAGCAUCGAACAAAAAGCGCCCCAUGAUCUUGAGAGACUUUAAAGACAUAUUCCUUCCGGGUAUGCCAAGAAAACUUAAAGGUGUCCCGAAGGAAGAGGAUCAAACAAGAAGACAGGAACCUGUUCCUCGAGGCUUAGUUUUAUCAAAUCCAAACGACAUCUCAGAUAGGCUGACAAGUCUUGGCUCAACCAGGCGAUUGACGCCACAGAAGGCAAGACAACACAUCGCCCAAGGCGGCCGCAGCAACACCGCCUCCAUGCGAGAAAGCAGCCUCAGCGAGUGUGCCUGGCGAUCAACCCCAAAUCCAGGAGCACAUCGCUCAUCGCAGCAGGCAGUGCAUGAUGUCUGGGAAAGAGGCGGGAACUCCAAGCUUUGCUCUGCGUGCAUGCGGCACAGAUGA